AUGAUGGGCUAUCAACCUUUGGUAUUUCCAAAUCUUAUUGGUGGCACAAAAGAUACUUUUCCCACGAACACAACGCUGCCACCAAUAAUACCCAGAGGUGCGAUUUCUACAAGUACCACUCAAUUGCCACCAACGUCAACAUCACAGCCAUCAGCCAACGACCGCCAUGACACCAUCGAACCUCCACAAUCAUCACGGGAAACGGGCAGUAAGCUCCCAGGAACUGCUGUACCUUAUCAAUCCGAGCAAGCCGCCAGGGAAUUGCAGAAAAUAGAUCAGCCUUGGCCGAACUGGUCACACUGCAAUCCUUUAGCAGCCUUUGAAGAUCGCUGCCAUCCCAAACCUGCCACCUGCCGGCAUGUUCAAAAUGCCACCAACAAUCAUGGGAUUGGCAAUGCCCUGGAAAUCACCUAUGUCAAAGUGGCAUCCGAAUCACUCCGACAGAAACCAGACUGUGCUCCCAUUAUUCACGACAAACCUGUACGACCCAUACAUCCGGGGGAAUUUUCCUUUCAAUUGUUGGACUACGUGAAGGAACCCUCGUGGGUCGUUCAACCCAGCAAAUCGUUUCGAGAUUUCCAGGCCAAAUGUCUGGCGUUUCUGCUGACACAACCCAAACAGGUCGUCACGGACAAGGUACAAGCCAUUCAGCAACAGUAUAGUGCACAACAACACAACGACAAACAACACUAUCCUCUCGUGGCCAUGCACCUACGAACGGGAUGGAGCGAUGAAAUGCAACGAAACGUUCCUGGAUGGGAUGGACUGGGAUCCUGUGAGGAUUAUCAAAACCAAUUCCCUGUGGACAUGGCGCAUCAUGCCGUGAGUGAUUUGCCAUUGAAGCAAGUCAUUUUGGACUUUGCAACGGCCGCGGAUCGUGUGUUUGGGGCAGGGGGGAACCACAAACAAUGGCGAUUGUACGUGGCCAGUGAUGCUCCGGGGAUUCGAAACUACGUCCGACAUUUGUUACACGACCGAGUCGUGGGACCCAUUGUGUGGCAAGAGGGUCGUAUUGGACACAACUACCAGGGUGGAAUGGCUACCAGUUUGGAGGAAAAGGUGGCAACCUCUGUGAGUGCAUUCACGGAUUUGGUCAUUAUGAGUGAAGCCGAUAUGCUAGUCUGUAUUAGUUCCCGAUUCCCGUCAGCUGCCAACCUGCGAUCGGGAGGUUGCCCACAGCGAUUUGCCGAGGUGGGUGCAUUCCCGAGGCAUGAGUUGGCAAUCGCCGGAGAUUUACUCCACAAAGCAUGGACCAAAUAUACUAGCAAAAGCAAAAACACUUCACCUGGGGCUAUCACCGGUAGUACCCCGUGGUGUCCUGCUCUGGAUGAGGAAGCCAAAGCAAAGCUGUUUGAUGCCAUUCCGGGAGGCAGGGACAAUCCCUGUACCACAGCUGUGGAUCCAAUCCGAGCAUGUUUCUGUCUGCUCAAGUUAAGCCAUGCAUAG
This is a messenger RNA of Seminavis robusta, 1446 nucleotides long. The record is from the annotation of a GenBank genome assembly. Lineage: Eukaryota; Bacillariophyta; Bacillariophyceae; Naviculales; Naviculaceae.